CCCGCACUACGAGUGGUAUUCUCCGUAAUUACGAUCCCAUACUUGUCUCUUUUCGGUAUUUCCCUUCUCGGACAAUCCACUUACAAAAAAGCCGAACCCUACGUCGCCCCUUUUCUUCAAUCGCCGCCUCUUUUGUCGAUCUCGAUCAGUUCUUCGCCUCGAUUCCAUCUCCGUUUUUUGUCCCGAUCCUGAAAUUGAUUUCAGAUUCGAUCAAUUCGUCCUCUCGGCUCUCGAUCGAUCCCAGUUUUGUCUUCAGCCGUGUUCCCAAUUCGAUUCUAGGGUUAGGGUUUCAGAAAAUAUUCGAUCUUCUUCUUCGUUUGUAGAUCUGACAAAACGCUUAUCGGAUUAGCAAUUUUUUCGCCUUCCGCUGUAAAUUUCUUCCGAUUUUGUAAAUUAUUUUGAAUUCUUUUCGCGUUUAGGUUUUUUGAUUUCUGGGUUUCGAUCCGUAUACCUACAAUCCUUUGAGGUUCCUUUGUAGCUCAUCAGCUGUAUUUGUUGGUAGAUCUGGGUACAAUUUCUGGGAUUUCGUACAGAAUUCAAGAUCUAGGGUUAGGGUCUUCAAAAAUUUGGGGCUUUUCGUGGUUUAGUUAAAUUAGGUUGGGGAAAAGUCAGGUUGAUUCGAUUAAGCUCGGUUUUUCCCUUUGGGUGCGUCAAAUCAAAAGCUCCUAUCUUCCAAUUCAGCGAUCUGCUUCAUAUCUCGAAGACUUUUUUCUGAGUUUAAUAUGGUACAGAAACGAUCACUUGAUGAUGAGGAAAUAUUUGUUUCUUUCAAGCACCCAAGACAAGUGGGACAUAAUAAAGAGCUAGUUUCUUUCUCAGAAUCUGUUUUUCCUGGAGAUGUUUCCGAGGAACCAGAGACUUUAGAGAAUGGAUGUGCAAAAGACAAAAAUAGAAGUGAAGAGGAGAUUUCUGAUGACAAAUUUUCUGGUCUUCCAAAAGGCGGUGAGGAUGUUGAAACCAGUGCAUCUAGAAGCUUUACCAUAUCUUCAUGGGCCACUAGCAGCACUAGUGGAGAAGAUUCUCUGUUUGAAGCAUUAUUUCAUGGGUCCUUUUUCCCUGAGUACUUCAAUCAUGAACGUUCAAUAAGGACCUUGACUCAAUUUGAGGAUAUUUAUUCUGUUCUUUUGGAUCACCCUCCUCGGAAGUCUGCCUCCAUUGGACCAGAGCAUCAAGCUGAUGUUCCACUGUGGGGUGCACAAGGAGCCCAUAAUAAUUUUGACCUUGAGGAUGAGAAACGACUAAUGGGGACUUGUGUAAUUCCAAUGCCUGAUUCUGAUACUGAGUUAUUUACCGACACGGGUUGCAUAGUUGGAAAGGGCAGAAUUGAUUGCAGCUGUGAAGAUGGAGAGUCUGUUAGAUGUGUCAGGCAGCACAUUUUGGAAGCAAGAGAGAAACUUGUAAAGACCAUCGGGCCAAAGAGAUUUGAGGAGCUAGGAUUUAAUGACAUGGGAGAGCAAGUGGCACAAACUUGGAGUGAAGAGGAGGAACAACUAUUCCACCGGGUUGUCUUCUCAACUCCAACAUCUUUGGGCAAGAAUUUCUGGGACAAACUUUCAACUGUAUUCCCCUCCAGGACAAAAAAGGAGAUUGUCAGUUACUAUUUCAAUGUCUUUAUGCUUAGGAAGAGGGCGGAGCAGAACAGGUAUGACCCAAUGAAUAUUGAUAGUGACAAUGAUGAAUGGCAGGGGAGUAAUGAUUACGGUGACAAUCAACCAUCUGUGACAGAGGAUGAGGACUCGGUGGUUGAGUCUCCUGAAGGUAGACGUGUUCCUGGUUAUAAUCAAAAUUGGAAGGAUGAUUUGGAAGUGUUCGAUGAGGACGAUACGGAUGAAACUUGUGAUGAUAAUGUUGACGUGGAUAUGUUUGGGCGGGGACCUGAGCAAAUUUUAGAUAGAUGCUACGGGUUGGUUGACAACUGCAGUUCCUGUCCCAUACCUCAGCUUCAGGAUAAGAUUUCCUGGGAUGAAAAGGUAGAUCAAGAAGUCCAAGAUGAUUCAUGCACGUCCGUUGAUGCAGCCGUGGCUGCCUCGCAAGAGAGUCAGCGGAAGCCUGAGGACGGGAAUCAUUGGUCGGGUAGUUUUAACCGCGGUGACCACGAAUAUGUCUUGGAGCCUUGUGAUGCCAAAAUCUGGGAUGCUGGGUAUAUGACCUUCCCCAAAAACAAGGUUGACUUCUUGCCAACUAGCAACAUGAUUGAAGAGGUUUUCGGGAAAGAAUCAUGGAAUUACAAAGCAAGGGAUGGCAAAAACUUGGGCUAGCGUUGCAUGUCCUUCGCCGAGAUGGUCUCCGGAAAUG
Messenger RNA from Pyrus x bretschneideri (Chinese white pear), 2295 nucleotides. RefSeq lists its product as uncharacterized. The transcript has 3 exons. NCBI's taxonomy places the organism in Eukaryota, Viridiplantae, Streptophyta, Magnoliopsida, Rosales, Rosaceae. The record is from RefSeq and is a predicted model, not a curated record. The coding region runs from base 723 to 2258 and encodes 511 amino acids.